UUCUAUUGACAUUUGUGUCUUAACUCCUUUCUCUGGACACCGUACUUAUUUUGCGGACUGGAAAAUGUUGGACAGAACAAUGACACGGGAAGUCGGACUACUGCUGUGUAUUUCUGUUUUUGCUCUCAGCUCGGUUGUCGGGCAGGUUAGCUACUCUAUCCCUGAAGAAAUGGCGAAAGGAUCAUUGGUCGGUAACAUAGCACAAGAUUUAGGUUUAGAUGUGAAGCGGCUGAAAUCAGGGAAAGCUCGUAUAUAUACCGGAGAAGGUACGGCAUACAUCGAGCUGAAUAAAGAAAGGGGAGUCCUCGUAAUUAAAGAGGAGAUAGACAGAGAGGCGCUCUGUGGUCAGUCGACGCCCUGUGUUCUUGAUUUUCAAAUCAUUUUAGAGAAUCCUAUGCAAUUUUACAGCAUCACUGUCGAGAUCACUGAUAUUAAUGACAACUCUCCCGGUUUUAAGAACAAAGAAAUGAAAUUUGAGAUCAGUGAAACGGUCCACAUCGGAUCUAAAUUUCUCUUAGACAAAGCUGUUGACGUCGAUGUGGGUGUCAAUGGACUCCAGGGCUAUUCACUCAGUUCAAGCGACACAUUCACUUUAAACCCGUACAGAAUUGGCAGCAGUAGAAAUAUUGAGAUGGUUGUAAAGAAGCAUCUCGACCGAGAGAAACAGGAGCGGUUAUCUUUAAUAUUGACUGCUAUAGAUGGUGGCGACCUGCAGCUCUCUGGAACAAUGCACAUUGUCAUUACUGUGUUAGACGCUAAUGACAACGCACCUGCUUGUAUUCAAGCAGAGUACAAAACUAACGUGAAAGAAAACGCGUUAAAAGGAGCUGUUUUAACCACCGUCAGCGCAUCUGAUGCAGAUGAGGGUCCGCAUGGGCACGUGCAAUAUUCGAUUUAUAAUGUUCCAGAGGGUGCACUUGAUCUUUUUUAUGUUGAUAAAGAAAAUGGCGUAAUUACGUUAAUGGGUCAGCUUGAUUAUGAGAAAUUUCGGCAUUAUGAGAUAGACGUCCAAGCAUCAGAUAACGGAGGUAACUCGGACGUGUGUAAAGUUAUAAUUGAGGUGUUGGACACAAACGAUAAUCCACCAGCUAUUAAUAUUAUGUCAACGUCAUCCAGUAUAUCGGAGGAUGUUAAGCCAGGCACGGUUCUGACAAUGAUGAACGUCCAGGACCCAGAUUCAGAUGAAAAUGGAAAAGUCCACUGCGUUUUAAAUGAAAAUUCUCAUUUUACUAUUAUAUCAACGUCCAAUAGUUUCUUUACUUUAGUAACAGAAGGUGAUUUAGACCGAGAGACAGCCUCGCAGUAUAAUAUAACAGUGACGUGCUCUGAUGAGGGAGUCCCCUCCCUCUCCAGCAGCGUCACGCUCACCUUACAGAUCUCCGAUGUGAAUGAUAACGCGCCUGUGUUUGAGAGGAGCUCAUAUGAGGCCUACAUUAUAGAAAACAACACGCCAGGUCUCUCUAUAUUCACAGUGAAAGCCAGAGACGCAGACUGGAACCAGAACGCCCGUGUUUCUUACAUCCUGGAGGACUCCUCUGUUAACGGAGUGCCAGUCUCCUCAUAUGUGUCCGUUAGUGCUGAUAGUGGAGUCAUCCACGCAGUGCGCUCUUUUGACUACGAGCAGAUCAAAGACUUCCACUUCCGGGUCAAAGCGCAGGACGGAGGUCCUCCACUCAGUAGCAACGUGACUGUGAAAGUACUGAUCCAGGACCGGAACGACAACCCUCCUCAGGUGCUGUACCCAGUCCAGACUGGUGGCUCUCUGGUGGCUGAACUGGUGCCUCGCUCAGCAGAUGUGGGCUAUCUGGUCAAUAAAGUGGUGGCUGUGGAUGUGGACUCUGGACAGAAUGCCUGGCUCUCCUAUAAACUGCAGAAAGCCACAGACAGGGCGCUGUUUGAAGUGGGCUUACAGAAUGGAGAAAUAAGAACUAUCCGCCAAGUCACUGAUAAAGAUGCCGUGAAACAAAGACUGACUGUUAUCGUGGAGGACAACGGGCAGCCCUCUCGUUCAGCUACAGUCAUUGUUAACGUGGCGGUGGCAGACAGCUUCCCUGAAGUGCUGUCUGAGUUCACUGACUUUACACAAGACAAGAAGUACAACGACAACCUGACUUUCUACUUAGUGCUGGCUUUGGCUGUAGUUUCCUUCCUCUUCAUCACGUGUUUAGUGGUGAUUAUAUCAGUGAAGAUCUACAGGUGGAGACAGUCUCGCGUCAUGUAUCACUCCAACCUCCCCGUGAUUCCGUAUUAUCCACCACGUUACUCAGACACUCUGGGGACAGGGACUCUCCAACACGUGUACAACUACGAGGUUUGCAGGACGACUGACUCCAGAAAGAGUGACUGUAGGAUGGGAGGAGCCGGUAGUCAGAACGUGCUGAUAAUGGACCCCAGUUCUACAGGGACUAUGCAGCGGAUACAGAGUGAGAAGAACAUCCUGGAUGAACCAGACUCUCCUCUAGAGGUGAGGAACAAUACUCAACGUGUUUACUCCUUCAGAUAUUUAAUUUAAUGCAAAGAUAACUUGCAUAUCGAUAUGCAUGUGGCAUGCGUUUUUGCGCGGACA
Pseudoliparis swirei is the source of this 2566-nucleotide messenger RNA. Its product is annotated as protocadherin gamma-A1-like. Gene Ontology annotation, cellular component: plasma membrane. Gene Ontology annotation, molecular function: calcium ion binding. The record is from RefSeq and is a predicted model, not a curated record. Lineage: Eukaryota; Metazoa; Chordata; Actinopteri; Perciformes; Liparidae. Gene Ontology annotation, biological process: homophilic cell-cell adhesion.